Messenger RNA from Helobdella robusta, 1581 nucleotides. RefSeq lists its product as hypothetical. The record is from RefSeq and is a predicted model, not a curated record. NCBI's taxonomy places the organism in Eukaryota, Metazoa, Annelida, Clitellata, Rhynchobdellida, Glossiphoniidae. The transcript is spliced from 2 exons. The coding region runs from base 1 to 1581 and encodes 526 amino acids.
AUGGCGGUAUCAAACAACUUCAAAUCUGGCAAUAUUUCUUUUAGUGGGUAUCAUGCAGAAACCAAUGGUCUGCCUUCUACAGCUGUGUGCAAUAAUACACUAUUACCUCUGUUGCCGGAUCACAUUCAAUCACCUGCCACUGUUCGACAUUUAAUCAAUAUUAUAUCAUCUAUUAUUGAUAAUGUGAAUUAUGGUCAACCAGUUGUUAUUACUGCAGAUCAACCAGUAUUUGCGAUUGCUAAGCAACUUCAGUGGAAAUACCCUGAUCUUUAUGGUGAGGAUAAAAUGAUUAUAAUGAUGGGGGGACUUCACAUUGAGAUGGCUAUUGAAAAUAUGAUUGGAAAGUGGUUAUCUGGAAGCGGUUGGACCGAAUUAUUUUUCAAGACUGAAAUCGCAAGUUCUGGACGUAGUGAAACGUUGCUUAAGUCUUCACAUGUUAAAAGAACUAGAUACGCUCAUGAAGUUAGUAUUGCAGCACUUUACAUUCUAAGAAACAACGCAUAUAGAGAUAACCAAAAAACGGCAGUGGAGUCUCUGGAAACAUGGGUGGCUCGAAGAUGCAAAGAAUCUGCUCAGUUUUUAUUUUGGCAGACGACCAUAAUUUUGGAGGGCAUAUUACUUAACUUUGUUCGUAGCAUACGUACUUCUGAUUUCUGUUUAUUUGUCCAAAUGCUCGAAGAGCUUUGUCCUUGGUUGUUUGCUUUAGAUCUUAUUCAUUAUUCACGAUGGCUUCCUGUUUUCAUAAAAGGGCUCAAAGAACUACCAGUGCGACACCCGCAAGUUUAUGAAGCAUUCCAGAAAGGUCAUUUCACAAGUAGAAAAACUAAUGCUGAUUUCUCCGCAAUUUCCGAUGAUCAAUUGCAUGAACAAAAUAACAAACUAAUAAAAGGAUGUAGUGGAGCUAUCAACAAUUUGCAUAAUAAUGAUGCUCUUCUUAAAUGGAUGGUGGCCGGUCCGGAAAUCUCACGAAUGAUACAUGAUUAUGACCAGAUUCCAGUGCACAAUUUGUCUAAUAAAGUUCCAAAUCGGUGUCAUCAUGAAUGUUCAGCAAGCUUUCAAUCUCGAUAUAUUAGUCAUGUUUCAAAAAUGGUUAAAUAUAUGCAGGAAGACGGCAAUCCAUUUUCUGAACAACUUUUGCAAACUAUCGACAACCAAAAAAUUUUAAUGUCUCAAUCUGCAGAGAACUCCGUUAGACAAGCGGAACAAAAAGAAAAUUUUGUAAAAGAACGUUUAAUUUUCGGUCAAAAAUCUUUUUAUGAUUCAUUGUCUAAAAACAAUUUGGAACUAUUUCAUGGCCCUAAAAAGACAUGUAACAAAACUAAGCUUAGAAUAACAGAUCUUAAACAUGACUCAAACAUAUUUUGUCAAAUGUAUGUGGCCAGUCAAAGCCGCACAGGCAACGUGGAAGAUUUUUUUGCUCACGAAAAUAAAUAUUAUCCUCCAUCCAUUUCCGAAUUUGGCAAGAAACGGAAGUUUGCCGAAAUUGUAAGUGUAGACGCGGCGAGUUACGAUGUACAAAGCUUUGCGCAUGUAAUGGAGAUUGCAGUGAAGAGCCAAUCAGUCAUGAUUCGAUUAACUUAG